AUGGAGUCUACUACGGAGCCUACGGAGACUACGGAAACCGCCAUGAACCCUAAUGACAGCCCUCUCAGCAAUCUCGAUUUGUGGUGCGACUGGAGUGGUAGCCCAGAGGAUCCAGUCUCCAUCACAAUCGCCAUGGAGCUACAGGCCCGCGAUCAUCCUAACCUGAACUUACCAGUCCUCAACGUUCAGUCGCCAACCGUCGUCAAAAGCCCGUCUUGGGUCAUUCGGUUGAAGCCUGAACUCACCCAAUAUGACGACACUCCACCUGGAAAAGAGACUUGGCAGCCAGGCCAGGAAUAUGGUGUUGAGAGCGAGAGAUAUCCUGCCAAUAAUCCCUCCAUCUCGAAAUCUGGAAGUGUUGUUGUCCAUGACGGUCCGCGGGAUGACAACCCUGUCUCUCGCCAUACUGCAGGUAUCUUGACCCAGGUUGAUGGCUCGGAUAUCUCAAUCUCUUCCGACCCUCGCAAGAUGCAGAGCCAGGUCAAUAGAUUCGGUGGACUGAAUUCUCCGAACCCUCGUAAGAGAACCGCCAAGGCUGCUUCUCUGCCUGAUUCAAUCCCCCUGACGAUGAUUACCAAGGAUACUAGUACCAGUAUCGUGACCUCCACCCCUAGUCCCAUUCGCAGCCUUUCUCCCAGUUUGGACAAAACCAGUGUGACCAACGAGAACAUCCCGCCUCAAUAUUCGGCUCCAGCUCUAGUGUCAAGUUCCCAGGUUACAUCUGAGCGUCCUUCGCUAGACAGCAAGGGAGUGACUGUCGGCCUUCAAGAUGUGCCCGAUGAAAUACCUCUUUGCCACAAUGCAGAAAUUCCCAGAAAGAUUGACUUGUCCAGCACCGAACCCCUCACCGAAGCGAACUUGCGGGUGCAGAGUUAUGAUACACUUUCUACUCGUGUGUGCAACGGAAGCCUUUCUGAUACCGAAAACAGUGACGAAGAAAGCGAAGAUCUGCUUCUUUGCCUUGAAUCCAUCCGAUCUUCAUCAUUGUUUUCGGGCCGUGAUAAACUCCCUUUCCCCCGAACGUUUGUGGAAAUUGCCAAAAGGCCCAAGCUCGUCUUGGAAAAUGACAUUCUUUGCAUACAGACAUCUCCCGGUGUCUACCCCGCGACAUAUCAAAUCGCGAUUUCGCUUAAGGUCAGACUGCAGAAAGGAAAAUCGAAGGAUUGGUGGGAGUUGGUUGUUAGUGGGCUGCCUCGACUCGCCCAAUUUGAGUCUUGUUAUCUCUACUUUCGAACACCCCCGGGCCAGGGAAUGGAAUUCAUGACUUCAUCUUUCAAACGACAUACACUCGUGGAAAGUUGCUUGAUGGCCCAGUUUGACGGUGGGAAAAGCCUCGUGAUUUCGUUUCGUAAGUGCAAUGCACAAUUCUACGGGCCACUUAAGGACCAUAAAGUCAAUGCAGUCAUACAAGCUGAGGUGGAGGAGGCUGAUCCGUCGUCCUACUUGGUCAAAUACAACGCUGUUUGUGCCAUUGAUCUCAUCAAUCACAACUUCUGGGCUGAGAAGUGCAAAUUUUCCCUUAUUGUACAUGGCGGCCCGGAAGGCGAGUUCGAGGCCAAUUUUGAAGCUCAGAAACCAGUGAUCAACGGUAUUCGACUCCAGCCGGCAUCGGAACCAACAUCAGAUGUAUAUGGAAUUGGACUCUCGCGCAUCAAUAUCAUCAGCACCCCUCAAGCUCUGGAUAUGUUCACGGUGUCAUGGGAAGUCAAAUUGCCACGAGAAAAGGCUCUCACCUGGUUGCCAUGGAUUAAGACCAGGCACAGUGAUAUUGAAACCGUUCUCUUAGAAGAUUACGCCGCCUGUGGCCCCAGGCAUGAAUAUUUCUCUCCAAUGCGCCAGACUGGUCAUACUAGGUGCCAAUCUCCAUGUUGUCUGGAAGCUGGGCUUAACCAUUUUCAGCCAUCAGUUGAGAAAACUCCACAUCUCCAUGAUGGGACCGGCAUUCACGAGCCUGGAGUGUUGAAUCCAUUUUACAAGGAUCCAGCUUCGUAUCUCCAAUAUGAAGAUCUUCUGGGGUCUGAACUGACUGGGUCUCUAUCCCGCAAAACGCAAGCUUUCAAGUCUACAAGUAUACAAACCUUCGUUGAGGAGAUUCCGGCCCCCAAGUCUGUAAAUACCGAGGCUCCAGUCGCCCGGUCAGAGCCAAAGAAGCCACGCCGUGCUGUGCGUGGACUGUGGACUCUGAUCAAAGUCAUUUUCAACCUCUGUGCGUUCAUGGCCUCUGUUCACACCCUCUACUGGUCACACUUGCUGCAGAAUUGCGGGUUCCGUUUUGACUCCGUUGCUCUGCACACUUCGUGCCCCCAAAACGAAGUGUAUGUCUAUACGGACUACGUAGAGAAUUACACCAAUGCUGAUGCUGAGAUUGAGGCGAACGAGGCCCUGGAGGAGUUUGACCUUCGGCCCGCGCUGCGUCGACCUGAAUUUCAGCACACACCUGCCGAAAUUACCCCAGUGCCCCUGAGAGACCGCAUCGAUUAUCUUCUCGGGUGGCGAGGACCAAUUGCACGGGAGUAA
This is a messenger RNA of Penicillium coprophilum, 2517 nucleotides long. RefSeq lists its product as uncharacterized. The record is from RefSeq and is a predicted model, not a curated record. The transcript is spliced from 3 exons. Bases 1 to 2517 code for a protein of 838 amino acids. Lineage: Eukaryota; Fungi; Ascomycota; Eurotiomycetes; Eurotiales; Aspergillaceae.